Messenger RNA from Fusarium redolens, 1644 nucleotides. Its product is annotated as major facilitator superfamily domain-containing protein. The record is from RefSeq and is a predicted model, not a curated record. The coding region runs from base 1 to 1644 and encodes 547 amino acids. The transcript is spliced from 2 exons. Gene Ontology annotation, biological process: transmembrane transport. Lineage: Eukaryota; Fungi; Ascomycota; Sordariomycetes; Hypocreales; Nectriaceae. Gene Ontology annotation, molecular function: transmembrane transporter activity.
AUGACUCCAAGACCAUCCUCCAGGCCUCAAAGCCCUCGAUCCUCAGAAUCAGACGACGCACCUCUCCUCUCUCGUAGUCCCUCGCCGCAAUCCCCCCCUCCCCCAAAACCACCAGUAUCAUGGUCCUCCCUCCCAAACAAAGGCCAACUCGCCGUCAUCCUCCUCGCACGCCUCGCAGAACCUCUCAGCGAACGCUCCCUAGCAUCUUAUCUCUUCUUUCAGCUCCAAUGGUUCAAUCCCGAUAUUGACCCUUCUGAAAUUCCUAAGCAGAUGGGUUACAUCACUGCUACGUUUGCGGCGGCUCAGUGUCUUACGUCCAUGUGGUGGGGAAGAGCUGCUGAUCAUCCGAGACUGGGGAGGAAGCGGGUUUUGUUGAUUGGACUGGGUGGUUCGUCUGUUUCGGCGUUGGGGAUGGGGUUUUCGAGAUCGCUUGGGGUGGCGUUCUUUUUUCGGUUUUGUGCGGGUGCGUUGAAUGGGAAUAUCGGGGUUUUGAGAACAAUGGUUUCUGAGAUUGUUCCUGAGAAACGACACAAAACAAGAGCUUUCCUCCUGCUGCCGAUAUGCUUCAACGUUGGGGUGAUCAUUGGACCUUUGUUGACAGGUUUCAUGGCCGAUCCUGUUCACACGCUCCCUGGCAUCUUUGGUCCAGGUUCUCUAUUUGGUGGAGAGAAAGGCGUGCAAUGGCUCGAGAAGUUCCCUUACGCACUUCCAAAUCUCUUCUGCUUCUCUAUCCUAAUGUCCGCUUUUUUUCUGGUCAUUCUGGGCCUUGAUGAAACGCACUCGCAUCUCCGACAUCAACCUGAUGCUGGACGCAGGCUCGGAAAGCUUCUGCUACGAAUUAUCCUUCGCCGAAAGAAGAAUGAGCAUCUUUACAGCUCUAUCAAUAUUCAAGAUACGUCUGAGGAACUGAUGGAUCAUGACGCUGAUCAAGAAUCUGAAGAAAGUCAAAGACCAGCCAAGGCAUACAGCAAAACGCGACCUCCGUUUCGAGACGUGUUGACAAAGAACGUCUGUCUCAACAUGCUGCAGCGCUUCUUGCAAUCCCUGCACGUCUCGGCUUUCAACUCAAUCCUAUUCAGUCUUCUGCCCACUCCAAAAGCAGACUCUGCAGAUUUUCAUCUGCCCUUUCGCUUCACCGGUGGUCUUGGUCUGUCAAGUGAGAGAAUGGGUUUAGCCAACACGAUCAUCGGAACGAUCGGCAUCCCACUUCAACUCUUUAUAUACCCCAGACUCAUUGGUAAGCUAGGCGUAAAAGCUUCAUACAGUGCUUUUCUUCCACUAAGCAUUAUCGCAUAUUUCCUCCUGCCAUAUCUGGUUCUCUUGCCAGAUAACAACGCUCUGGUUUGGACUAGUCUAUCUGCAGUUCUGAGUCUGCAGGUACUGUCUCGAACAUUUGUCAACCCUGCUACUAUGAUGCUUGUCAAUGAUUCAGCGCCGAGUCCGAAUUUGUUAGGCACGGUGCAUGGUUUGGCAUCGAGCAUUUCCAGCGCUGCUCGAAUUAUGGGACCUACUGUUGGUGGAACGUUGCUUGGAUGGGGUCUUGCUCAUAAUCUUGUUGGACUGCCUUUAUGGGUAUUGACGAUUUUGGCAUCGGCAAAUUGGGUUAUCUUGUGGUGGAUUGAGGAUGUGAAUAUGUCUGAAUGA